This is a messenger RNA of Pleuronectes platessa (European plaice), 4559 nucleotides long. RefSeq names its product proteoglycan 4. The transcript has 9 exons. Lineage: Eukaryota; Metazoa; Chordata; Actinopteri; Pleuronectiformes; Pleuronectidae. The record is from RefSeq and is a predicted model, not a curated record. Bases 154 to 3225 code for a protein of 1023 amino acids.
UGGCUGCUGCCCCUUUAAGAGAACAGGUGUGUCCUUCACAGGUAAGAGUGAGGAAACAGGAAGUGGCCUCACUCGUCAGUAAACAUGAAACUUAAAGCACAAACAUGAACAUGAGGGACGAGGGGAAAUACUCAGAGCGGCCUGACUGACGACAUGAGACAACCUCUGCUCCUCAUCACGCUGUCACUGGCAGUCCUCCUCUCUGCGGAUGUGCUGGCUCAGGGCCUGGUGCAGAUCCAGUUCCAGACGGACCCGGUGCUGGUUCAGACCGGCACUGAGAUAGUGUUCACGGUGCUGACGGUGCCUCAGGUCCUGUCCAUCACAUGGGAGUACCAAGGAGGCCUGGCUCUGGGUCUGUGGACCGGAUCUGCUCCUGUGCUCAACCCGGUGCCCCAGUUCCUGGGCAGGAUCACCAUCACUGCCACCCAGCUGAGGAUCGGAGCUGCCGAGCUCCGAGAUGCUGGGAACUACACGGUGCUCGUGAUCCCCUCUGCCACCACAGGCCAGGCUCAAAACUCCAGAUCCGUACAGCUGAGGGUGUUUGACCCUGUGGCCGGGGUGAGUCUGUCUGUUCCCUCAGUGGCGAUCGAGGGGAAGAACGUGUCCCUGAGGUGCACGUGGGCCGCGGGCACUGAGGUCACCGUGCAGUGGGGCAAAGGAGGCGCAGCCAUCCCUGCCGACUCCAGGAUCACCAUCUCCGCCGGCUCUCUGGACAUCAGACCGGCCCGGCGGGGCGAUGCCGGGGAGUACACGUGUACCGUCAGCAACCCUGUCAGCGCCCAAACCGCCACGCAGAGCCUCACUGUCUACUAUGGCCCCGACACCCCAGUAGUGACCAAGGACACCCCUAAGGACUGUGUGGGGGGAGGGGACGUGUUGGUGGGACAGACGGUGCGUCUCACCUGUACGUCUGACUCGCUGCCCCCUGCUGGGUUCUCGUGGCAGCGUGACGGACAGGGCGUCGCGUCGGGCCAACCGGACAGCGGGUUACUGAGCCUUCAGACUCUCUCAACCGAUGAGAGCGGCCUCUACGUCUGCACGGCCAAAAACGCCAUCACCGGCGGCUCCUCUGAGAAGGGGACAGACUUGGCCGUCGUAGAAACGUGUCUCGAUGGAGGGGAAGUGGCGGGGAUCGUGAUUGGAUGUUUUCUGCUGAUCCUAAUCAUCGUGCUCCUCAUCGUGCUCAUUGUUUGUGUCAGACGGAAGAGGAGGGAUCAGUUGAGACAAAGGGAUACAGUGUCCGUGCGGACCAACCCAAACCCCAGGCCUCUGCCUCCAGAACCACAACCUAUCGGUGCAAGGGAACUGGGCCAAGACCCCCCCCUCCAUUACGCCAACCCGCUCACACGCCAGCCCGGACGCUCGUACUCAGCCCUGCGGGAAACGCGUGGCAACCUGCAGACAGUGCCGCUGAACAGCCUGCGUAACUCCGACACACACCGACACAAUGGUCAUACCCACACAAAUGGAGUGCAACACAAUGCCAUUCAGAACACCAAUUCAUACCCACACAAUGGCAUUGACAACCCAGCGUUCACGCACAGCGAUGCUCAGAAUGCAAACAUGCUCCCCAACACACAGCAGCAGAACUCUAAUAUUCUCAUCCAGGCGGGCCCUUCCCAGGGCGGCAACCAGCAGCCGGCGGUUCAGGUCAGCCUCAGCACGCUGCCACAGACGGCCCAACACAACGGCAACGCACAAAUGCCCACGAUUCACGUCAAUCUAAACUCGUACCCCACCAACGGCCAACAGCCUCAGCAGGACGCGUCACUUCCCUUUCCCAACACAACUAAUAAUAACACUUCACAAACGCAGCAAAACCCGUCGCAUGCGGGUCAAUCAAAUCCCAGAAUGCAAAAUGGGCAAUCCUAUCCCAGUGACCCCCGACUGAACGGGCACACAGAGGAUUCAGGUCAUCAAGCUCAGCGGGGACUCAUACCGACUGGGUACACACAUCUGAACAAUAAUAAUAUUUCCCGGCAAAAUGCCGACACACAGACGUACGAGGCGGAGCCAGCGCGUCGUGGUCGAUCUGAUAGAAACCCAGGACGACACGAUGCCACUCCCAGCUCCUCUCGUCACCAGAUGCCAUGGGAUCGCGAGCGAGGGACACCUUCCUAUCCCAGCAGCACGCUGCAAAGAAGACAGUUACCCACUGAGUACACCUCGGACAGCACAGACUCCACCACCCAGCCCUCCAUACGAGAGGCGAGGACAGAAAACAGAUCUCGGCCUCGACCUCAGAGCCACGGCACUUCGCGGAGCAGAGGUCCAACCAGUCAAGAGGCUCCAUCAGAGGACAGACGGACGCGGGGCCGUUCAGCUGAUCCUCAAAACGUUCACAGUGUAGCAGAGUUUGUAGCCUUACGCCUCCCACAGAGAAGCCCCCGCACUCAAAGGGAGAGGGAUCCGCGAGAUAUCAGAGGCUCGCCCGCUAGCCAGAUUGCCCCCAGGCAGGAAGCCACACACAGCAAUAGCCCCCAGGCGCUGCCUCACACGAGCCAGCAGGCCUCUGUAGGACACUCUGCCAUGUCACAGGGACCCACAGCACAGCGGGGACUGACUGCACCACAGAGUGCAGAUACGAGAGCUUUGGCUGAUCCUAAUCACCUUCACCAGGCGCACAUGUCCCAGCAGCAGAGAGCAGCGCCGAUCCAAAGCUCACCACAAGGCCUGGGCAUGCAGCCGGUCGCACACGGUGCCAACCAACCUCGCCAAGGAGGCACCGCUCCAGUCCCACACCCUACUGCCCAGCCUAAUCCCACCAACCUAACCCAGGCUGCCCUCACAGCCCACACUGCGAGGGCUCAGACGUUUCAGAAUCGUAAACAACAGACCAUGGCCGCCCUGCUUCACCCGGGACCGCAGACACAAGCUCCUGCUGUUCAGGCUCAUCAUGCACCGAUACCUCCUCCUGUGAUGCCCCUCGCCCAGUUCCAGACACUCCCCAAAGAGCGGACUCAGCACAGAUCCCCCGCCAGAGGUCCCCAGCCCCCCAGACCUCCUGUCAACAUACCGGUGAGUCAACGGCACCUCGAAGAACAAAAGCGUCUGGAUGUGCAGCGCCGCCCCGCCGCCCACCACCAUCACCAUCCAGGAAACGGCCACGUGCAUGCGAGUGCAAACAGGAAUGCCCAUCCUCAUGCCCAUACCCGGGGCCGCGGGCACCCUGCCCACCCCACCAACCCACGACAGCAACAGGCUCACGGAGGGAGACCCAGAUGAUGACAGAUGUCGGCAGACUGCACUCUACGGCGCUUCUACAGUCAGUGACACAAACAAGCAGCUGACAGACAUGAUCCAGUGUACCAGCAAGCAACAGACACUCAACAGGAGCUGUCAUGGUCUGGUGUCUCGGCGCUGGAGCCAUUUUCUUUCUGAAAGAAAUGAAUCUGUCUCCGAUGGGGAUGAUGAAAUUUAACUUUUUUUUUUGUUUCUUAAAAAGAAAUGACAAAUAUCGAGAGGCUUGAUCUGCCCUUUUUAUAUUUUUUUUACUAAAUUAAAUACGUAAAAUGAGUCUGAAGGAUUUUUAUUUAAAUUGUUCCCCAAUUAACAAGACCAGUUCCUGUGUAUGUGGAAACUGGGGAGAGUGGUUGAUCCACGUGUGUUGUACAGUGUUCACAUCUGAUGCACUGGUCAGGCAUCACAUUCGCUCGGAGAAGACAGGUCCAGUGAUCCAUCGCUCCUGACCGAGCUCACAUCCACUCAUCCAUUCAUCACCCAAACUAAACAUCACCUCGACCAAAUUCAAUGGAAGUGCUGUUUCUAUCGGACAGGGGGAAUCGAACAGUGACAGUAAAUGAGAAACGGGACUCCGCUCAACCCCUGGGAACAUCAGAAAAAAGGAAAUGAGCCAGAGGGGUCGUCCUCAUCUACACGGAACUAUUUAUUCACGCGCCUUCUGUUUACAGAUGCCUUGUACUUUACUUCUCAAUUAAGAGGAUUCGCCUCGGUGGCUCUCGGAAGUAAAGCUCAGCUGACUAUGAAGGGGAUCCCACGAAUGGAUGGAGCCUAUUAAUUAAAUGCUUUUAUGUGACUUAAAUGACUUGGAAAAGAAUCACCGCCAGUGCAUGAAUGAGGCGAACACAAAGACCUGGGCUGCCACGCUUUCUGCCGGAGAAGCCCGGUGCUGCAAUCAAGUGUCUGCUCCGGGUCACAGGCAGCACACUAAACAUGAUGGGAUGUCGUUAUCACUUUUACAGAGUACGUACAGUAUUUGCUGUAUCACGUGUUAUGUAUUAAACUCAGGGGUGUACUUGUGGACAUUGAUUGUUUUGGAUUAUUUGCUUCUAUGUGUCAGUAAGUGCCAGCGAAUCACUUUCCAAGGAUCAGGCUGAUGAUAUUUAAGCUUUUUCUUAUUGUCGACAAAUCCCACAACAAAGGAUCGUGUGUGUAUAUUUGUGUAAUUUCAGUCCAAAAACGAAUAAAGACACAUUUAUCAGUCUCACUGUUACACUGGGUGAUCGUGUGCAUCAUCACGAUGAACGUGGUUGGAGCUUAUCACAAAAACAUGAUCAUGCUGAUUAAAUUACAAAUAUUAAAGCCCGUUCUAUACCUGC